AUGAGGAUUCCUUCUGCCACUGGAAGGAAAAAGGCCUUUUCCACUUGCUCCUCACAUCUUACUGUGGUGAUUCUUUUUUACUGGUCAAUAUCAACUGUCUACGUACUUCCUCAUCACGAUACCCAAAUAUCUCUGAACAAACUCAUCUCUGUUUUCUAUACCAUUCUCACUCCCUUGGUCAAUCCUCUCAUCUACAGUCUGAGAAACAAAGAAAUGGUUAAAACAAUAAAAGAAAUAGUGGUUAGCAAAGCUUCACGUUUCACUGAAGUGUCUAGCAGUGCAAUGAGCAGUGGAGUAGAGACAUCAUAG
Charadrius vociferus (killdeer) is the source of this 309-nucleotide messenger RNA. RefSeq names its product olfactory receptor 2T11-like. Gene Ontology annotation, molecular function: olfactory receptor activity. NCBI's taxonomy places the organism in Eukaryota, Metazoa, Chordata, Aves, Charadriiformes, Charadriidae. The transcript has 2 exons. The record is from RefSeq and is a predicted model, not a curated record. Gene Ontology annotation, biological process: G protein-coupled receptor signaling pathway. Gene Ontology annotation, cellular component: membrane. Bases 1 to 309 code for a protein of 102 amino acids.